This is a messenger RNA of Mesorhabditis belari, 576 nucleotides long. The record is from the annotation of a GenBank genome assembly. NCBI's taxonomy places the organism in Eukaryota, Metazoa, Nematoda, Chromadorea, Rhabditida, Rhabditidae.
AUGUUGCUUGAGUGCUACAAUCGAGAUAUUUCGUAUGGAAUACUUGUGAAUGUCCAGGCCGGAUUCGAAGAUGUGCUGAUGGGUUUGGAACACAAGAUGACACUGGCGAAGAAGACUUUGAUUGAGUAUGACACCGACGAAGAAGACGUUGACGAAUCCAAGGAGUUUGGUUCGAAAUCGGAAGCGAAGAUGAAUGUGCAACGUCCUCGUCCAAUCUUGAUGUUUGUCGAAGAACGGGGCAACCCUCCCGCCAACCCUAUCGACUUCCACUUCCCUGCUGGUGGCACAUACUUCGAGAUCACCGACCCUCGAGACAACGUCUGCUAUCGAUUUGCUCACACUCAGCCAGUGAAUAAUCGCACGUAUGAAUCGUUUCCGCGAGACUUCGGUACAACUACAAGGGGUGCAAGAUUCAAAUAUCUCUUGCAUAAUGUGAUGAUGCAGAGUCCACCAAACCCGAUCAACACCCACCGUCAUUUUGAGCAGCAUCAGAGGGGACAGUUGCCUCUCACCGUGUUUGUGGAUCUCGCCGGGGUCGAUGUAGCAACUAUACGCCAAUUUAACCAGCGAAGCAAC